AUGAUCUCGUUACGUGAGGUUCGAAUAGGAAUGGAAAGAGCAUGGCCAAUGUUCGCCUUAGGUGCUAGUUGUAUUUUAGUCACUGCGAUUGUCUUCGGUAUUCUCUGCGGAAAUAUGCUACGAGCACGACGUAAAAUCGAAAGACUUCAACGAGAAAUUGAAGAAAAACAACAACAAUAUCCAAUGUAUCUCAUUCACUCACAAAGUCAAAAGUCUCUUCAACUCCCAACAAGUCCUCUCAAUAAUAAAACUAAUAACAAUACGAAUCAAAGUGCUGCGAUAAACAUGUCGGCAACAAAUAUCACCGCGCCAAUUAUUCGUGAUCCGACAUUUAAAAUUCAUCCAUAUCUGCACUUUUCUAACAAACACAUCGUUGAACUUUAA
Molecule: messenger RNA, 384 nt
Organism: Adineta ricciae
Lineage: Eukaryota; Metazoa; Rotifera; Eurotatoria; Adinetida; Adinetidae
Source: the annotation of a GenBank genome assembly